CCAUCCAUCCAUCCAUCCAUCCAUUAAUCCCAAUCAACUUCUGCAAGACCCUACCUAUUAAUUGGUCAUUUAUUUCCAAGGUUAUUAGUCAAUCAAAUAAGUCAGCCUAUUCUAGUUUACUAUAUAUGCAACUCACUUUCACCAAUUAACUCCUCCUUGGCCCUCUCUCUAUCUUACAAGGUUACAUACCCAUUCUACCUAUCUUCAUUCUCUCUUUACUUUUGCCGUAUUCAUUCACCACCCCAACAAUUAAGAUGAAGGGAAAACGCCCCGUUGGUAGACCUCGCAAGAAUGCGGCGGUAAAAGAAGCUGAAACUCCUACAGUUCGAGUUGAGGUCGCCGAUGACCAGCAAGUUGGUCAUUUAAAUGUGAGACCACACGGCCGCGGUCAUGCUCGGAAUGAGUUGGAAGAACGAAUUAACGAUCUCGGUGAUUCCUGGGAAACUGAGUCGCUCUUUGAGGAUGUUAUCGAAGAUAUCGCUGAAGAUAGAUUCUUCAACGAAGUCGAUGCCGUCACACCUGAGGAUGCUGUGCGUUAUCGCCAACAAUUACGAGCUAUUGGACCUAAAGAAUUUUGUAGGGCCACAGUAGACUCUGGUAUCAUCACGGCCAAGAAGCUUCUUACAGCAUUUGGCAUACGACCUCCACCCUUCUUGGAAGGUCUUCCAGACCACGCCUACUAUGGCUUGCUCACCUUAGCUAUGACUCGUGAGCUAGCGAAGCGCGCCAAGCUCGUCAAUUACAACACAAUUGAUGACGCUGUCGCUUUGCUGAAGAAGUCAAAGAAUAUUGUUGUGCUUACUGGAGCUGGCAUAUCGACUUCACUUGGUAUACCUGAUUUCCGCUCCAAAGAAACUGGCUUAUACUCACAACUGGAGAAGCUUGGCCUGGGAAUCAACGACCCACAAGAAGUCUUUAACAUCGACGUCUUUCGGCAGGACCCAAACAUCUUCUACUCAGUUGCCAAGGACAUCCUUCCAGACACCAAAGGAUUGUUCUCCCCAACUCACGCCUUUAUCGCCAAGCUUCAGAACAUGGGCAAGCUUUUGACCAAUUACUCUCAGAAUAUCGACAACAUUGAAGCAAAUGCUGGUAUUCAACCAGAGAAGCUUGUCCAAUGCCACGGUUCCUUUGCCACGGCCAGUUGCCAGAAGUGUGGCUACAAGGUCCAAGGCGACGCCAUCUUUGCCGACAUCAAGGCCGGUAGGAUACCGCGGUGUGUUACCUGCAUCGCCAGCUUGCGAAAUAAUGGAUCGAUGAAGCGCAAGCGAUCCUAUAACAAGUCGACUGGCAGAAAAACCCGGCGUAGGAGCGCAAACGACGACGACGACGACGAUGAUCAGUAUGAUAUCCCUGCCGCUGGUAUUAUGAAACCAGACAUUACUUUCUUCGGCGAGGAGCUUCCCGACGAGUUCAGUCAACGGUUAGUUAAGCACGACCGUGAUCUUGUCGAUCUGGUUAUUGUCAUCGGCACCUCGCUCAAGGUGGCGCCAGUAUCUGAGGUGGUGCCUUACCUACCAGCGCACAUCCCUCAGAUCUACAUAUCACGAACACCAGUCACCCAUGUCAACUUCGAUAUCGACCUUCUUGGUGACUGUGAUGUUGUAGUGGCCGAGUUAUGCCGUCGGGCUGGAUGGGAUCUCAAGCACAGCAUGGUGCCGCCUGACCAGGUAGUCGAUAUCAAGCUAGAAGAGGGCUACACGAGUCGCCACAUUUUCACUGCGACUACUACAGACUCGUCGGCUAGCCCAGAACUUUGAGAGGCGUAUUUGUCAUGAAAUCCCAUAGAAAAGAGAUGGCUUACCCGACAACCUCUCUAUGUAUCACCUAUCCCCCACGGCGUUUUUUCGGCGGUAUUCCCUUUCCAUAGCAAGGAGUUAAGGGCCUAAUUUGGUAUGGAGGUUUGAAUUUGAUGGGUGUGUUUUAAUAAUGAAAUAAGCAAAACUUAAUGAAUUCGUUCUCGUUGAACUUAUUACACCACUAACCUACCUAUUUCCCACAACUUUCACCAACUCUUUGGGGUUAUUAGUUGAAUUAUUUAGAUAAUUAGAAGGGGAUAGGAUGAAGUUUAACACAACGGAAUUAUGUUAAGGGAAUGUGGUCUAUCUACCUACGUGCCUACCUCCCACUUAUGUAAACUAGAUGCUGAAGAAAAGAGAGGCCUAGAAUAAGCAAAACCUCAAUGAGAUGACCAUUCAUUCUG
Molecule: messenger RNA, 2203 nt
Organism: Hypoxylon fragiforme
Lineage: Eukaryota; Fungi; Ascomycota; Sordariomycetes; Xylariales; Hypoxylaceae
Product: putative histone deacetylase SIR2
Exons: 2
Coding region: 255-1760 (501 amino acids)
Molecular function (GO): NAD+ binding
Source: RefSeq, a predicted model, not a curated record